Anisakis simplex (herring worm) is the source of this 525-nucleotide messenger RNA. The record is from the annotation of a GenBank genome assembly. Lineage: Eukaryota; Metazoa; Nematoda; Chromadorea; Rhabditida; Anisakidae.
AUGCUCGUUUAUGGAUGCUUAGAAUCACCUGAAAUAUUUUAUGAAUUAGAUUGCUCAUUUGUAUGUGUUCAGAAAGAAACCAAAAAAGAUAAACGAGAUAAAUUCGUCGGUAAAGACUAUGGACGUCUGUUGAAAAAAGUGGAGAAACGAGACCAAAGGAUCGCGAGUAUAAGAGAGAAGAAUCCUGAAAAAGCUGAAAAAAUUGAGGAGAACAUCAAGUGGAAAAAUGCAAUGAGUCGAAUUGAAGGCGUUAAAGUUAAGAUGGAGUUGGAUGAACGGAAAAUGAAAUUGUGUUUAUAUUCAUCCACUUAUCAGGAUAACGCACAGUUGCUGAAGAGAGGUAUGAAAAGAAAGGAGAAAAUUCACGAACAACGUAAGCACAAAUGGGAUAAGCGACUGGAGACGGUGGCGGAUAAACAGUCGAAACGACAAGAAAAACGCGAUACAAAUCUGCAGGCGCGAAGAGAUGUAGUCAAAAAGAAGAAACUCGAUAAAGCAAGGAAGAAAGGACGAAUCAUUAGCUGA